Messenger RNA from Spirodela intermedia, 838 nucleotides. The record is from the annotation of a GenBank genome assembly. Lineage: Eukaryota; Viridiplantae; Streptophyta; Magnoliopsida; Alismatales; Araceae.
AUGGCGGAGGGCAAGAGGAGGGACUCCCUCCUCCCUCCUCCUCCGGCGCUGGCGGCGCUCCACAAGCAGCGCUCCUGGUCCCCCGACGUAGAGCGGGAGGAGGCCUGGCAGCGGCGGCGGGAUAUUCACCGAGCGCGGCGGACGGCGACGGCGGCGGCGGCGGCGGCGGCGGCGGCAGCGGGGUGGGGUGGCCGCCUCUCCAAGAGCGUCUCCGAUGAGGACCUCGAGGAGCUCCGGGGCUGCGUGGACCUCGGCUUCUGCUUCGCUCUCGAUUCGCCGGCGUCGUCGACUACCGCCUCCUCCGACGACGUCAGCGACCGCCUCUCCGACGCCUUCCCCGCGCUGGAUCUAUACUACGCUGUCCGCCGGAGUUGCUCCUCCGAUUCCCUGGAAGUCGCCGGAGUAGAUUCCCCUCCGGCAUCGUCGCCCGUCGGGAGCUCCUCCCUCUCCAUCUACUCUCCAGGUAAUUAGUCAGAUCUGGAACGACAAUUCUUCCUUUCUGAGAUGACUUCUCCUAAGAAUCGAAUUGCCAAGUAGAACUGUUCGAAGAUCUCUCCUCUUUCCUGAGACAAUGAAUCUUUCUUUCCCUCUCUCCCGCUCAUGGUGGAGGAACCCUAAUCAAACCAUUCUUUCGGAUAGAACCUUGUUGAAUCGACAGACUGGUGAAUUUGAUAAUUUUUUUCUGCAUGAAUUCAUUGCAUCUUGCACAAACAACGGGGAAAAAAAGUCGGCUGACUCUGGUUUUCUUGUUGAAGGCGAUAGCCCGCGGCAGGUGAAGACGAGGCUUAAGCAGUGGGCCAAGGUGGUGGCUUGCUCUGUACGCCAACAUCUCCCUUGA